AUGGACCACAAGUUUCAUUUUUGGCAUCUAACUAAAGUAUGUUUAACAGGAGCUGUACAGAAGAGCCCGUCUCCCAAUGUGAAGGCCAAACAAGGAGAGACCUCAUCUCCCCUCAGCUGGACUAUGAAACGCUUCCUGGAGCCAGCAAGCCGGGGAUCUGUCAGCUCUGAGGCAGAGCUUUCCCAAUACUUCUCACACGAUGGGACGAGCCAGCUCCCUUUUUCUGAUACUGUAAUCAGCUCCUGCGACGAGGAGCAUCUCCGUCAGAGGAACAGAAACAGUUUGCUGGAUGACGGCUCUCUUCUUCCUGGCAACCUGACUGCUAGAGAAGCGGGAGUGACAAAAGCAAAUGGUCUGGCUUCUCCAACUAGUGGGAGAUCAUCCAUCCUUCACAACAAGCAUGUGGAGACUGUCCGACCUGGCAUCCUCAGCGACAGCCCUAAAUCUGCCCGCAGCCCCUUCCAUCGACAGAGGAGGGUUGUUUUCUACGACGGUGACGUUAGUGAUGAUGACGAAAGUUCCCACGCACAAAGAAGCCAGAAGGCCAAGAGCCAGGAGGACGCUGGCAUUGUCAUUACAACCUCUUCUGUAGAAAUAGAUGAUGAGAGCCAGGACAGUGAGUCACCUAGAUAUAGCAGCACAGAGACAUCUUCCCCUGUCUUCAGCAACUCUGGGGGGUCUGCAGACAGCACGCUGGAGCAAAUUGACUCUCCAUUCUUCCCCAUCAUAGCAUUCGAUUACUCAAGUGUGCCUGAAGUUCGUCUUGGCAGCCUGAGUUUGAAGGAGCUCCGGGAAGCACAACUUGAAUCUAAGAGGUCACCAAAACUUGAGCACAGAGCAGUCACGAGAGUGAAAAGCAUGAUGAGCACUGAGUGCCGAAGCCUUCAGAGACAGAGGAUGGAGGAGCAUGGCUCCUACAACAAACCUGUUGCGAGGGCACUCCCACACAGCAAGAAGUGUGAAGCACCCAACGAGACUGGGCAGGGCCAGGGUGAAGUCGUCACUCUGGUUCGUAAUGAGCACGAGUCAUUUGGCCUGGAUUUGGAAAUCCAGGCCAUGCCCUUAAAGGUGGUUGUCACAGGACUGCGGCCAGGAGGACCAGCAGAAAUGGGAUCAAUGGGCAAGAUGACUGUAGGGGACGAGAUUACCACCAUCAACAGUAUCCCAGUCAGCAAGAUGACGUACGAGGAAAUCUGCUUGCUUAUGCAGUGUCUUCCCACAUCCGUAACCCUGGAGAUCCAGAAAGCAGCACCAGCUGUCAGCAGAUUUACAAACGUCAUCCUGUCUCCAGGGGUAGACAGUCAAAAUCAGGCCGAUGUCAACAGCAUCCUCGCACCUUGGAGCGCUGGGAAGCGAGAAGGAGCCGGUUUGCAAAACGCCGGUGGCGGCUGUGCGGUGGAGAGAGCAACACUGCCACCUGAUGCCACCACAAGCAAAGACAUGCAAAGAGGGACCACGAAAAGCGGCCGCGCCGAGGACUGCGCUGCCAUCCCUGUCACGGAUAUCGAUGACUUGCUCAACCAAAUGGGUGCUCCUGAAAGCAGGGCUUCGCGCACCCCAUCACGAGCGGAAAGCCCCCUUCGAGAUGAGUACACCACCAUGUGCUGCUGUGGGACGGACGAGGGCUGUCCGGGUUCUGAGCCACGGUCAGCCAAGGAGGAGCCGCUGGAAAAAGCUAAGAAUUGUGGAGCAAAUGCACAAGGGGUUUUGGGGCUGUCUGUGUUGGACUCCAUUAACACAGGCAAACUUUUUACUGUGAAUAAAAACUCUUUAAGUAACUAUUCCAGAAAUUUUAGCAGUUUACAUGACGAUGAGUUACCUACAGCAAACUCUCUGGAAAAUAAGAGAAGUGACCCAUUUCCAAAGUCGAUGUAUGGGGCUGCAGAGGAUUCUCACUCGGACCCAGAGUCUGUCACAGAAACCUUUGAUAGUACUAAUGAGGUGUUAACUGGGAUGUGCACUGCUGCUAACAGCCCUGCGGUAUGUGCUGUAAUGGAGUCGGAUGAGGAGCAAAUUGAGAUUUGUUGCAUGAAUGAUGAGCCUCAAAAGCCCUCUCAGGAGCAGCAUCUCACAUCUGCAACAAGCUCAUCCUCUCUGUCCCCACUGCACCCUUACGGAGGCAAAGCUUUGCAAACUGAGGGCUGUGCAAUGUGUGGGUCACUAGAGGCAAGCAUCAGCAAACUAAGCUUGGAAGAUCACAGUGGUCCCACUCCGUGUCCGUCACAGUGUUCGGAUGUGUCCUCUGCAUCCUUGUGUUCUCCUUCCUCAGCUUGCCUGCCAGAAAAGGACAUCGUACAUAAUUCAGUCGAUAUCCCUGAAGUUUACUCUUUCUGUAACAAUGGUGCCUUAAGUACAGAAGAACAGAUGGGUUUGGGGAACAGUAAUGGACCUAUGAAAUGCUGUGAAUCCAUUGAAGAAGAUGGGUCUCCACACUGCAAAAAGAUAAGCUUUUGCUCUGCUAAAAGUGUCAAUGAUGUGGAGAACAGCUUGCUUGAGAAAGAGGGAUGUAAUGAUGAGCAGAGAUCCAAAUCUGAAAGUGAAACAGGGGUUGAUGACUGUAAUCAUGCUGUUAGUUAUUGCUUAGUGAAGAAAGAAACCAGCAGCUUGUCCAACUUGUCUAAAACAGACAACAAUCAUGUGAAUGCAUCAUCACCAAGAGCAAUAUCACUCAGGUCUCCCUUUCCCACUAGAUCUAAAGAUCCAAAGGCUAACACAACUCAUGACUUGCCAGGGAAAAAUGAGAAAAAUAAUUCUGUGACUUCAGGAAGGACUUCAAAUGGAAAAGUCCAAAGCUCAGGCACAAAUCACUGCAAAGGAGCUGCAGUACCGCACAGCCCAUCCUCACAGAAAAAAUCCUGUCAGGAGUCUAAGGGAAUGGCACAAAAAUGUAUAAUGGAUACCCUUUUAAAUAAUCAGAAGACCAAAGCAGGACCAAAGCUAAAAGGGUUCACCAUCAAAAGCAAAUCAAAGGCAAAUUCAGAUUCUUCUGGCAUUAAUCCUACCAAAGUCAGUGGGGCUGAUCAGAAAAGGAUUUCUCUUUCUCCACAGCUGUCCCCUAAACUCCUGGGAAAGAAAACACCAUUGUCCCGUAAUUCACCUACAAACCCAGAUCCUGGCAAGAGCAUUUCAGCAGCCUCAAAGAUUCUGAAGUCAGAGCUAGAAAAUAAACCAUUGCUAGUCAUUUCUGAAGAUUCACUUCUACCUCUCCUGAAUGGCACUGGCAGCCCAACAGCAAGCAGUGAGAUGAAGUGUGGCUGUGGGGAGCUAACAGAUGUGCAGCAGGCAUGGGAAAAGCCAAAAGAAAAGCAAGUUUCCAUGCAGCCUGCAGUGUGUCAGGAUAAGGUUGCUAAGGUGGAUGAUUUCAGAGCCAGAGAUUGUCAGUCCAAAGUCACUUCAUCUCCUCAGGGGAUACCAGAAGUUGAGUAUGUGAAAGGGACAACUGAGAACCAUGGAACAGGCUUGAACUCAAUCAAGAGCAUUUAUAGUGCAGAUGACCUUAGACAGUUAGAUCUGAAAAACAUAGAACCAUCUGUUGGAGGUUCCUCUUCGCAGCAGGAGCAGCUGGAAGGGCAGGAGAUCCAGCGCACUUUCAUAGAGGUGAAGCUUUCCUCCUCAUCAUCCUCUUCCUCCUCCUCCUCUGCCUCUUCCUCACCAGCAUCAUUUUUGCAGCUGCCAUUGCUGGAAAAAACAGAAGAGGCAAAUGCAGAAGUGCCUCGGCUGACUGAGGAGAUGAGGACCACGCAGUAUUUCUCGAAAGUGGAUACCUCUGGAGACAGAAAUCUCUAUGGCUUGUCGAAACCUGUGACAAGGACUUACUCGAUGCCAGCACAGUUAUCUGGUCACUUGAGGGAGGACUGCCAUGUUGCAGAAGUUCAUCCUGUGCAGGGACCCCAGGGCCAUGCUGCAGAGGAGAAAUACCCCCAGGCGGCAAUGGGGAUGUUAAAGAUGGUCCAUCUCAACCUGCCAAAUGGCCAGAGUGGGAAGGAACAGGCAUAUGCCUCCAAAAGCACCCAGAGGGUCCAUGACAUAUCCCCUUCAGCCAGUGACAUUAGCUGCCCUCCCACUGAGAAACUGAGGAGCUUCAGGAGAAAUUACUAUUACUAUGAGCUGAACUGGCCACAUGAACCUACCUCAUCCUUCUCCGUCAAACAGAGGAUCAAGUCCUUUGAAAACCUGGCAAAUUUCGACCGGCCCAUUGUGAAGGCCAUUGAUAUACACUCAGCUGCAAGGUCCCCCCUCGCCAGGAGGUCGUGUGGUGGGAUGGUGGCCGCAGCCAGCCCUGCCGAAACGCCGCGGGCCUUACGGCGCAGCUUGAGCUCUUACGGUGGCAGCCCAAGCCCGGCCAAUGCCAUGGCUAAGUCUCCCCCAAGCACAGAGCCUGUGCGUGUGGUGGAGAAUGGUGAGGGGGAGGGAAAGCUGCAGAGGAGUGAGGAGGGCAGCGCUGGGGCAGAGGCGGGCUGUGGAGAAGGCUUCUCAGGGCUGCCGCAGCCUGCCUGCUUCAAGACAGAGCUGGAAAUCACACCCCGCAGAGUCUUUGGCUCACCUGCCCAGAGCAGCACAGCCCCACCGGCCCACUGCAGCCCCGCUGAGGCAGGUGUGAUGGGGAUGGGUGCCAGCAGCCCUCGGGACAGUGGCUCAGGAACACCGGGGUCUGCCUCAGAUGAUGACGUGGCCCAUAGCAGCUCUCCAGAUGGGGAGCACUCAGAAAACAGCUGGUCCAUCAGCUUGGAUCAGCUGCUCGUCUCAAGCCUGGACCAGCAAAAACUGCAAUCUGUUUUGUCAGCAGUAGUUCCAAAAUGUGACAGUGCUGCUAUGCUCCGAGAAGUCAAAGCACAAGUAAAGAGCAAAGAAGACACAUACUUUGUAGUCUUGCACAAAGAAGAAGGAGCUGGCCUGGGAUUUAGUGUUGCUGGAGGAAUAGAUCUGGAACAGAAAUCAGUCACAGUCCACAGAGUGUUUUCAAAGGGAGUGGCGUCUCAAGAAGGGACUAUUCAUCGAGGAGAUCUUGUUCUGUCAAUCAAUGGAAAGUCUCUCGCAAGCUCUGUCCAUGGGGAUGUCUUGAAUGCUCUUCAUCAGGCUCGACUAUACAAAUAUGCGGUCGUUGUCAUCCAGAAGGAAAAAUACAAAGCAAACAAUUCCUCCAGACUUGAGAUAUCAGCUACUGGCAGAAAAUGCGUGAGGUCUGGAAAGGAUGUUUCCAUGGAAAUAGUAACAGAUCCAAACCUGGAUAUGAAUGAUGUCAUCUGCGUUGAAUUAUUGAAAACCUCUGCUGGCUUGGGAUUCAGUCUUGAUGGUGGAAAAGCUUCCAUUGCUGGAGACAGGCCCUUGCUUGUAAAAAGAGUAUUUAAAGGUGGUGCUGCAGAGCAAUCUGGAAACAUAGAAACAGGAGAUGAAAUUCUUGCCGUUAGUGGAAAAUCAUUACUUGGCCUCAUGCAUUACGAUGCCUGGAACAUCAUUAAAUCUGUGCCAGAGGGCCCUGUUCAGUUACUAAUCAGAAAACGCAGAACUUCGGUAUGA
Mesitornis unicolor (brown roatelo) is the source of this 5517-nucleotide messenger RNA. RefSeq names its product PDZ domain-containing protein 2-like. Bases 1 to 5517 code for a protein of 1838 amino acids. The record is from RefSeq and is a predicted model, not a curated record. Lineage: Eukaryota; Metazoa; Chordata; Aves; Mesitornithiformes; Mesitornithidae. Gene Ontology annotation, molecular function: cytokine activity. The transcript has 12 exons.